Manduca sexta (tobacco hornworm) is the source of this 1960-nucleotide messenger RNA. RefSeq names its product mitochondrial 2-oxodicarboxylate carrier. NCBI's taxonomy places the organism in Eukaryota, Metazoa, Arthropoda, Insecta, Lepidoptera, Sphingidae. The coding region runs from base 140 to 1063 and encodes 307 amino acids. The record is from RefSeq and is a predicted model, not a curated record. The transcript is spliced from 4 exons. Gene Ontology annotation, biological process: transmembrane transport.
ACAUUCUUUAUUUAUUUUUGUGUCAGCUGUAGGAUGGAUUUGUCUGGUUCCUGACCGGAAUCUUUAUUAUUUUUACUUAAACAUUGACUCGGGCCCGUAGUGUUCGUUUGUUAUUUUCAUUUUAAAAUAAAUUUCCAUUAUGGCUGACGUUGAGAAACUUUUGAAACAGGCCGCGAUGCAAAUCGGUGCUGGUGGAAGUGCAGGUUUCGUUGAAGUGUGUAUUAUGCAUCCUUUGGACUUGGUCAAGACGAGACUGCAGUUACAAGCCAACAAGUCAGAGAUAAAAAGUACAGAUCCUCAUUACUACAAUGGGAUCGUUGACUGUAUGCGGAAAAUGUAUAGGUAUGAGGGAGUGACUUCAUUUUGGAAAGGAAUACUGCCUCCGAUUCUUGCCGAGACCCCAAAAAGGGCGGUAAAAUUCGCAACAUUCGAACAGUACAAAAAGUUAUUUAUGUUCGGUUCCAGUACUCCAACUCCUUUGACAUUCUCCCUAGCUGGUUUGGGUGCAGGUAUAACAGAAGCAAUACUAGUUAACCCAUUCGAAGUGGUCAAAGUUACCCUACAAUCAAACAAAGCGCUCGCAAGUCAAGUGCCUAGCACAUGGUCAGUAACCAGACAGAUAGUCAGAGAACACGGGCUGGGUUCGAGGGGUCUCAAUAAAGGGUUAACGGCGACUAUAGCGAGGAAUGGUGUGUUCAACAUGGUCUAUUUUGGAUUCUACCACAGUGUUAAAGGAUAUGUUCCGGAGUAUGAGGACCCAGUGCUAGAGUUUCUCCGCAAGGUGGCGAUAGGUUUCACGUCUGGUGUGCUGGGCUCGUGCGUGAACAUACCGUUCGACGUGGCAAAGAGUCGGAUCCAAGGUCCGCAGCCGACGCCCGGAGUCGUCAAGUACAGCUCCACUACUGGUGCUAUCAGUUUAGUGUACAGGGAAGAAGGAUUCCGUGCACUCUACAAAGGUUUGUUGCCCAAAGUACUGCGGUUGGGACCAGGCGGAGCCAUCAUGUUGGUGGUUUACGACUAUGUAUACCAUUUCUUAGAGCAAAAGUUCGACCCUAAGCAGUAACGUGAUUUGUUUCGCAUCGAAUAGUUACCACAUUUACCGCUGCCUUAGGGUAUUACUGACUUUUUUUCUGGAUCUGGAAUGGAAUUUUGUAAAGGUAGAUCCAAAAUAUUUUUUUGGGUAAUAAAUGGUCAAGACAUAUGAUAUCUUAACUGCUUUAAAAAAAUUGCAGUUACAAUAGUAUAAAAGUCUUUAUUACAAACAUAUUUUGUACAGAUAAUACCUAUUUAAAUAAAUCGAAAAUGAAUAGUUUGAAAAAAUGAAACUUUCAACAAAAAAACGGUAUACAUACAAUGCAAUGAAAUUGUUAUUGACUUGUAUAAUUAGUUAAUGGUUUUUUAAUGUACUCAGAAACACGACGAAACAAAUUAAAUCCAACUGGGGCGAAGUUAAAUGGAAUUUAUUACGAUAAUAUGCAUCGCUAUGUUUAGAAGAACUUAUGUUUUUUGUCGGUAUUAAGUAUAGUGUAAAAAAAAAUUCCUGCUCUACAUGCUAGAUUUUAUUGUCAUGACUAAAUAAACGAUUAUAAUUGCGUACGUAUCGCGUAGUACCGAUCAAAUUAUGUUAUGUUGUGUAUGAAAAAUACCUAAGACAGUAGGUUUUAAAUUUUUGGACAAAUAAAAUAUUGUGCUAAAGCAUUUUGUGAUAUGAAGUGCCUUUUGAAUUUCGAAUCUUGGCUUCGAAUAAAAAUUUAGAAUAGAUUAGAUUUAUAAGUGAAAUAUAGGAACAUGGUUACUAUUUUUUGAUUUAUGAAAUCUUUGAACAAAUAUUUUGCAAAUUUAAACGCAUUUAUAACAUAGUUAUGUAAGAAAUUAUACAUAUGAAAUGUUAGAUAAUAUUUUGUAUUGAAGUGCAAUAAUAUGUGAAUAUUAUGACUUUAUUUUUGGUUAAUAAACUGUU